This is a messenger RNA of Monopterus albus (swamp eel), 2172 nucleotides long. RefSeq names its product cyclic nucleotide gated channel subunit beta 3, tandem duplicate 1 (gene cngb3.1). The record is from RefSeq and is a predicted model, not a curated record. Bases 1 to 2172 code for a protein of 723 amino acids. Gene Ontology annotation, biological process: monoatomic cation transmembrane transport. Gene Ontology annotation, cellular component: photoreceptor outer segment; plasma membrane; intracellular cyclic nucleotide activated cation channel complex. NCBI's taxonomy places the organism in Eukaryota, Metazoa, Chordata, Actinopteri, Synbranchiformes, Synbranchidae. The transcript is spliced from 17 exons. Gene Ontology annotation, molecular function: intracellularly cGMP-activated cation channel activity; protein-containing complex binding; cGMP binding.
AUGAACAAGUCCCCUCCCGAGUUCCCAGCCCUGGCUUCCUUUACGAAAGGAUAUCUUCAAAGAGACUUUACAGCCACAGCUCCCAGCAGCCACCCCGACAAUGGAGGUGAGGAACAUAGUCCAUUUGGACUCAAUGUCCUCAGUCUUCCUCGCCACCUGUUUGAAGCUCUGUCAGAGGUGAGAGUUGAAGACCUCUCUGACUGGGGCUUCCGCCCAACAUUCCCAGCAGACCCUCACUAUAUGCUUGGGCCUGCCAGUAAAGAUGCCUCUCGUCCUCCUCUGCCGGUCGUCUACUCCCAGUACACAGAUGACAUACUCAGAGGUUUGAUCAAGAGGUUAAGAGAAAGGACAGAGAUGCUCAAAGAGAAAGUCAGAGAUCCCUAUGCCACUUCUCCAGAAAUCACACCACCUGUCACUCCUACUCUGAAGAAAGAGGACUACGUCAGAAAGAAAGAGGAGAGAACAGCUAAAGAAGAGCUGGAUAAGAAGAAGGCAGAAGAGGCAGCUAAGAUGGCAGAGGAGAAAAAGAAGAACGAUGAGGAGAAACGGCUCAAGGCCAAGAAAAAAGAAGAGGAGGAGAGGCGAGAGGACGAGGCCAGGAAGAAAGCAAAGGUCUUCCCAGACAUCAUCUGCUCAUGUUUUGAUGUCCUCUUCCGUCCAAUCGAGGACAAGAUGGAUACGAUCUUGGGGAGCACCAUAGAUCCUUUUACAGAUCGUCACUACAUCACCUGGUUGACUGUGGUAGCAGUGGCAUACAACUACAACAUCUGGUUUUGCUCUGCCCGGUUGGUGUUCCCUUUCCACAGUCGAACCACAAACCCCUACUGGAUAUUUUUUGAUAUUCUUUCUGACAUAGUGAAUGUUACUGACAUCAUGGUUUGGCAGCCAAGACUUCAGUUUGUCAAAGCUGGAGACAUCAUUAAAGACCGAGCUGUAACAAAGGUACAUUAUCGGAAAUCUCAACGAUUUAAGACCGAUAUAAUCAGCAUCCUCCCCUUUGACCUUCUCUGCCUGCACUUUCAAUUUUCCUCCAUGUACCGACUCAACCGCUUCAUCAGGAUUGAGUCCUUCUUUGAAUUCAGCAACCGACUUGAGAGUAUCAUGGCUAAGGCUUACAUCUGGAGAGUGGUUCGCACCACAGGCUACCUCCUCUUCAUGCUCCAUCUCAAUGCCUGUGCCUUCUACGUGGUCUCAGUACACCAGGGUCUUGCAACAACUACGUGGGUGUAUGACGGAAAGGGGACAGCGUACCUGCGCUGUUAUUAUUUUGCUGUCCGGAGUCUGAUCAACAUCGGGGGUCUUCCAGAGCCUAUAACCACCUCUGAGAUCACCUUUCAGAUGACUAACUUUUUCAUAGGUGUUUUUGUUUUCUCCAGUUUGAUUGGACAGAUGAGAGAUGUAAUCGGAGCAGCAACAGCAGGUCAGACAUAUUUUCGGGCAUCGAUGGAUGGCUGUGUUGCUUACAUGAACACCUAUACAAUCCCCAAGUUAGUCCAGAACAGAGUCCGUACCUGGUACAACUACACCUGGGCCGCUCAGGGCGUGCUGGAUGAGUUGGAGCUGCUGGACAAGAUGCCUCUAGUGAUGAGAACCGCCAUCGCUGUGGACAUCAACCUGGCAACUUUUCAGAAGAUUGCACUGUUUCAGGGCUGUGACCAGCAGAUGUUGGUGGACAUGUUACUAAGGCUCAAGUCAAUUGUCUAUCUACCUGGAGACUUUGUUGUGAAGAAAGGUGACAUUGGUAAAGAGAUGUACAUCAUCAAAAGUGGAACAGUGCAGGUGGUGGGAGGACCCGACAACAGUGUUGUGUUUGUCACACUGAAGGCUGGCAGUGUGUUUGGAGAAAUCAGUCUACUACAGUCCGCUGACGGUGGAAACAGGCGCACUGCUAAUGUCAAAGCGCAUGGCUUUGCUAACCUCUUUGUCCUGGAGAAGAAGGAUCUGUUUGACAUCCUUGUCCACUACCCAGAGUCUCAGAAAGUGCUGGCCAGGAAGGGAAGGAAACUGAUCAAAGCUAAAGGCCCUGCAGCUGCUAAAGCCAGUGAAGAAAGGCAGAAAGGUCUGACUCUGUUUGGACAAAAACCACCAACACCCAAGAUGCUCAGAGCCUUUGGAGGCCUGAUAGAGAUGCUCAAGAAAAACUCGAGAGCAGAAACGUUAACAGGUUCAUGA